CAUUUUAAUGGCUGGAAGGGAAUAAAUGGAAAGGUAUCAAACACAUCAAACAUAUGGAAACCACAUGUUUAACUCCAUUCCAUUUAUUCCAUUCCAGCCAUUACAAUGAGCCCGUCCUCUCCUCCCACCAGCAUCUCUGCUUCAUAUAGAAAACAGAAUGUAAGCUUGCGAGAUCAGGAUGGUCAAACGAGGCUUGGUUGAUUACACCCGCUAUAGAUAAUCCUCUUAUUUCCCCUUGUAUAAUAGUGUGCUGUGCUGUAGUUAGUACACGCUUCAUUGAGAUUGAUAAAAUGAUGUGUGGAAAAAUAAUGUGUUCAGCAAAAAAGACGAGAAGAAGGAUGAGAAGAAGCCGGAUCCCCCGAAGCCACCUGAUAAGAAACCGGAUGAGAAGAAACCAGAUCCCCCUAAAGAAGUGUGGAUCAUUGACCCCGCCACAGAUAUGUACUACCAAUGGCUGACAAUAGUAGCUGUCCCAGCAUUCUACAACUUAAUGCUUCUGGUGCCAAGGGCUAGUUUCAAUGACCUGCAGGCCAACUAUGUAAUGCUGUGGAUGGUUCUCGACUACACUUCAGAUGUCAUCUAUUACAUUGACACGUUUGUGAGAUCUAGGACAGGUUUCCUGGAACAAGGAUUGCUCGUGAAGGACCCAGUGAAACUAAAAGAACACUACCGAGCCCAGAAUCAAUUUAAAUAUGACAUCAUAUCGAUGAUACCUACCGAUCUUGCCUUCAUUCCAUACGGUUACAACAAUCCAGAGUUCAGAUUCAACCGCCUCGGCAAGAUGGCUCGCCUCUUUGAGUUCUUCGACCGAACGGAAACCAGGACAAACUACCCCAACAUUUUCAGAAUCGGCAACCUUGUGCUUUACAUCCUGAUCAUCAUCCACUGGAACGCCUGCGUCUUCUACGCCCUCUCCAAACUCCUGGGCUUCGGCUCAGACACCUGGGUGUACCCAAACAUCACUGACCCCGAGAUGGGCCAGCUGUCCAGGAAGUACGUCUACUGUCUCUACUGGUCCACGCUGACCCUGACCACCAUUGGAGAGACCCCGCCCCCUGUCAGAGACAUCGAGUACUUGUUUGUUGUUGCCGACUUCCUCACGGGUGUGCUGAUUUUUGCAACCAUUGUCGGUAACGUGGGCGCCAUGAUCUCCAACAUGAACGCGGCACGCGCCGAGUUCCAGGCCAAGAUCGACUCGAUCAAGCAGUACAUGGAGUUUCGUAAGGUCUCCAAGGUCCUGGAGGCCAGGGUGGUCAAGUGGUUUGACUACCUGUGGACGGAGAAGAAGACCUGCGACGAGAAGGAGGUUCUGAAGAACCUGCCGGACAAGCUAAAAGCUGAGAUUGCCAUCAACGUCCACAUGGAGACGCUGAGGAAAGUGCGUAUCUUCCAGGAUUGCGAAGCCGGCCUGCUGAUUGAGCUUGUGCUCAAGCUGCAGCCGCAGGUCUUCAGCCCCGGAGACUACAUCUGUAAGAAGGGUGACAUUGGCCGAGAGAUGUACAUCAUCAAAGAAGGGAAGCUAGCUGUGGUGGCGGACGAUGGGGUCACACAGUGGUGUGUGCUGAGCGAUGGGGCGUACUUCGGAGAUCUCAGUAUCCUGGGCAUCAAGGGCAGUAAGGCUGGCAACAGAAGAACAGCCAACAUCAGGAGCGUGGGUUACUCUGACCUCUUCGCCCUGUCUAAAGACGACCUGAUGGAUGCUCUCACUGAGUACCCUGACGCCAAGUACGCUCUGGAAGAGAAAGGCAAGGCCAUCCUGAUGAAAGACAACCUCAUUGAUGAGGAAUUGGGAAACAAGGCCGACCCCAAAGAAAUGGAGAACAAAGUCCUUACGAUGGAGACCAACAUGGAGGUCAUGACAAUCAAGUUCACCAGAAUGAUUGCCGAGUGGGAAACAUACCAGGCCAAGGUCAAGCAGCGCAUCAGCAACAUGGAGGCCAGGGUCAAACCCCUCAGGCAGGACAAAUAAUCAGGCAGGACAAAUAAUCACAUGCAGAAUAUCUACUCUACAUAUUUGACAGACACGGACAUUAAAUGUAAAUAUAUAGCCCAUACUCACAAUUUAGAUCUGGUUAGAUCUAAAUAGCUUUCCAUCCAAGUGGAUUAUAACCAUAAACUGUAUUGUUGACUAGUCAAAAGCAGUGGAGGCUGGUGGGAGGAGCUAUAGGAGGACUGGCUCAUUGUAAUGGCUGGAAUGCAAAAAAUGUAACAGUAUCAAACACAUGGAAUCCACAUGUUUGACUGCGUUCCAUUUAUUCCAAAAGUAUACCUAGUUUCAAACAUAAACUCAGCCAAAAAAGAAACAUUCUCUCACUGUCAACUGCGUUUAUUUUCAGAAAACCUUACAUGUGUAAAUAUUUGUAUGAACAUAAGAAGAUUCAACAACUGAGACAUAAACUGAACAAGUUCCACAGACAUGUGACUAACAGAAAUGGAAUAAUGUGUCCCUGAA
This is a messenger RNA of Salvelinus fontinalis (brook trout), 2452 nucleotides long. Its product is annotated as cyclic nucleotide-gated channel cone photoreceptor subunit alpha-like. Gene Ontology annotation, molecular function: cGMP binding; intracellularly cGMP-activated cation channel activity; protein-containing complex binding. Gene Ontology annotation, biological process: monoatomic cation transmembrane transport. The transcript has 4 exons. Gene Ontology annotation, cellular component: plasma membrane; intracellular cyclic nucleotide activated cation channel complex. NCBI's taxonomy places the organism in Eukaryota, Metazoa, Chordata, Actinopteri, Salmoniformes, Salmonidae. Bases 440 to 1969 code for a protein of 509 amino acids. The record is from RefSeq and is a predicted model, not a curated record.